Molecule: messenger RNA, 1190 nt
Organism: Aphidius gifuensis
Lineage: Eukaryota; Metazoa; Arthropoda; Insecta; Hymenoptera; Braconidae
Gene: Cchl
Product: holocytochrome c-type synthase
Exons: 4
Coding region: 69-887 (272 amino acids)
Biological process (GO): cytochrome c-heme linkage
Cellular component (GO): mitochondrion
Molecular function (GO): holocytochrome-c synthase activity
Source: RefSeq, a predicted model, not a curated record
UUUUAAAUAUCAAAAACAUUGAAUCCAAAAAAAAAUUACAUCAUCUUGGAACAAGACUAUCUAAAAUCAUGGGCAACACAGUGACAUCAGCAACAACAGUGUUUGCAGCUGACCAAUCAUCAUCAAAAACAAAAUCAACUCAUCAACAUGUGCAUCAAAGCAUGGAAGGUACACCACCACCAGAAUGUCCAAUGCAUAAACCAGCUGAUCCGAAAGAAAAACAACAACAAGCUCCAAAAAGUGAAUGUCCAAUUGAUCACACAAAUCAAAAUGACAUUAAUCCUCUAAAUAUGAUGCCACCAGCAAAUCAAACACCAUCUCCAGAUCAGCCAUUUCCAUUACCAACUGAUAGACAAGUAUCAACAAUACCAAAAGCAUCUGGUGAUGGUGACUACUGGGUUUAUCCAUCACAACAAAUGUUCUGGAAUGCCAUGAAAAGAAAAGGUUGGGUAUGGCAAAAAGAUGAUGUCAAACCACAAGACAUGGCUGAUAUUAUUAAAAUUCACAAUGCAAAUAAUGAACAAGCUUGGCAAGAAGUACUUAAAUGGGAAGCACUACAUGCAACAGAAUGUUGUAAUCCAAAACUCAAAAGUUUUGGUGGAAAAGCUAAAGAUUAUUCACCACGUGCUAAAAUUCGUAAUUGGAUGGGCUAUGAAUUACCAUUUGAUCGUCAUGAUUGGAUCAUUGACAGAUGUGGAAAAGAUGUUAGAUAUGUUAUCGAUUAUUAUGAUGGUGGUGAAAUUGAUAAAGAUUAUAAAUUUGCACUUUUGGAUGUCAGACCAGCAAUGGAUUCAUUUGACAAUGUUUGGGAUAGAAUGAAAGUUGCUUACUGGAGAUGGAGAUUUGCUGAUAAUAAUGAUCAACAACAAACUGUAACUGGAUCAUAAUUUAUAUAUUAGAAAUUGAAUUAAAAUUUGAUGAUUCAUAGAUUUUUUUUUUCUUUUUCUUUUUGUCUACCUUGGAUAAAUACUCAAUGACCUAGUUAACUUUUUUGUGAUUUUAAAAAUAUCUUAAUUUAUUUGUUGUCAUUUAAUUUCAUCAGUAGAAUUUACUUUCAACUUUUAAGUUCAGUAUUUAAAUAGAAAAUUAAAGAAACCAAAAUGUUAUUAGAUUAAUAAUUUAACAUUUAAAAUGUCAAUUGAGGUAAAAAUAAAAUUAUUGAUAAUAAAAUCAUCAAUUUAUUGACACAA